AUGGUCGAUGAAGCCCACGAGCGGUCUAUUAGCACUGAUAUCCUCCUUGGCCUGCUGAAGAAAAUACGCAAAAGGCGGACGGAUCUACGGAUCAUCAUCAGCAGCGCUACUCUUCAAGCCGAGGAGUUCCUACGUUUCUUCACACAAAGCGGCGACGACAAAAGCCAGCCUGCCAAAGAGGAAGACAAGGAAGAGACUGGGAAUAUCAUCAGUUUCGAGGGCCGGACAUAUCCCAUCGACAUUCUCUACCUUGACUCUCCGGCAGAGAACUACCUCGAAAGAACCAUCGAGGUAGUUUGGAGCAUACAUGAACAAGAAGGCUCUGGUGACAUCCUCGUCUUCCUGACUGGCAGGGAAGAAAUUGAUCAGGCCGUACAAGCAAUCUCUGAACGUUCUGCGACGACGAACUCGCAAUCGACUGGCUUGCAGCCUUUGCCUCUGUACGCAGGACUGUCGAGCGAGGAGCAGAUGCUCGUUUUUGACAAGCCUCCAAAGAACGUCCGCAAAGUCGUGUUCGCGACCAACAUUGCGGAAGCAUCAGUCACCAUAGAGGGCAUCGUAUUUGUGGUUGACUGCGGGUUUGUCAAGCAGAGAGCAUACAACCCUAGGACUGGCAUUGAAGCGCUCACAGCGACACCGGUAUCCAAGGCCUCCGCAUCCCAACGAGCGGGCAGAGCAGGCCGUACUAGGCCUGGAAAGUGUUUUCGCUUGUAUACAGAGGACAGCUUCACGAACUUGCCUGAGGCAAAUGUACCCGAGAUACAGAGGUCGAAUCUGGCACCUGUCAUACUUCAGCUGAAGGCUCUCGGAAUUGACAAUGUUGUGCGCUUCGACUUCUUCUCAGCGCCUCCAUCGGACCUCGUGGCGAAGGCACUGGAGCUUCUUUAUGCUUUAGGAGCGCUGGACGAGUACGGGAAAUUGACGCGACCCCUAGGCGCCCGGAUGGCAGAACUUGCAGUUGAGCCCAUGAUGGCAAAGACUCUACUGGUGUCGCACAGCUUUGGAUGUACCAAUGAGGUCUUAACGAUAGCGGCUAUGACGAGCCUCGACGGUUCGGUAUGGUUCCAUCACGAUGGCGAGAGGAAGAAAAUGGAAACCUCGAGACGCAAAUUUGCCGUGGAAGAAGGCGAUCACCUCACUCUCCUUAAUGCCUACCAGGCAUUUGUCACGAAGGGAAAGAAAGAGGCCAAGUUCUGCCACGAGAACCAUCUCAACUACAAAUCCAUGACAAGAGCCGUCAGCAUCCGCAAUCAACUCAAGCGUUACCUUGAGCGGUUCAAUAUCCCCGUGGACGAUACCAUGACAUUCGACCCUCAGGAUCCAGCACGGCGCACACAGCAGGAUCCCGCGCGCGAAGCCGUAAAGAUUCGCCGAUGUCUCACGUCAGGGUAUUUCGCUCAUGCUGCACGCAUGCAGCCAGACGGCACGUUUCGCAAUGUUGCUGGCGGCACCAUCCUCCAUGCCCAUCCAAGUUCAUUGAUGUUCAAUCGAAAAGCAGAUUGGGUCAUAUUCCACGACAUCAUAGAGACUGGGGACAAGACUUUUAUCAAAGACAUUACGAAGGUAGAGAGGGACUGGCUGAUCGAAUACGCGCCCGAUUUCUACCAGCUAUCUACAAACCAAGUAGAGACCAGACAAUAG
This is a messenger RNA of Emericellopsis cladophorae, 1641 nucleotides long. Its product is annotated as ATP-dependent RNA helicase DHX35. The record is from RefSeq and is a predicted model, not a curated record. Gene Ontology annotation, molecular function: RNA binding. Gene Ontology annotation, cellular component: intracellular anatomical structure; catalytic step 2 spliceosome. NCBI's taxonomy places the organism in Eukaryota, Fungi, Ascomycota, Sordariomycetes, Hypocreales, Bionectriaceae. Bases 1 to 1641 code for a protein of 546 amino acids. The transcript has a single exon.